UCUUCUACAAAAACAUAGGUAGAGUACCCAGACCUAGUCAUUCCAGAUCAAAUAACUUAACCGUGAAGAUGCUGCAGAGAAGAACCUCAAAGAUAAACCAAGAGGCUGCUACAUACGCAACAAAAUUAGACCAAGAGUUUGAUUUAGCAGAGUCUUUAGGCGAAGGCGGAUACGGACAAAUUUUUAAAGCCAAACGAAAAUGUGACAACAACGAAUUCGCCAUCAAAAUAAUCAAAUUUGAGUCAAACAUGGAGGAUCUUGGCACAAUCAGACGAGAGGCGAAAAUUUUGUCGGAACUCAACCACAACAACAUCGUCCGAUAUUUCAACUCUUGGAUCGAGACGGCACGGGUUCCGAGUACCGAAUAUGGGAAAUGCGAAGACGAAAAUUUGUGUUCAGAAAUUCAGAAAUUGUCUUUGGACGGUUAUAUGAGUAGCGAGCACGCAGACGAUGACGAAGACAAUUUCGACGACGAAGACGAAUAUUAUGACGAUUCUGAGUACGACGACGACGACGACGAUGAUAGUGUCGUCGCCUUCCAGGACAACUACAUAGAAUUGAGAUAUUUGUACAUCCAAAUGGAACUGUGCGAGAAGCGCAACUUGAGGGCUUCCAUCAGAAGCAAUCUAUAUUUAGACGAAGACAAAGUCGCUAAGUAUUUCAGAGGGAUUUGUGAGGGUUUGUCUUAUAUACACAGGAACAACAUCGUGCAUCGGGAUCUCAAACCGGAGAACAUCUUUCUGACUUCUGACGAUGUGAUCAAAAUUGGUGAUUUUGGGUUGUCGAAGCAGAUUUGUCGGGAGAAUGAGUUGGACGCUUUUCAAAGCGAAGAGCUUCCGUAUGGGUCGCUUACGGCUCCUUGUGGUACGCAGGUUUACAUAGCUCCGGAACUUUUUGCAGGAAAUAGGUUCAACAUCAAAGCUGACAUAUACAGCUUAGGUGUAACGUACUUCGAAAUGUGUUCAAAACCCAUGACCGACAUGGAAAAGUCUUUCAUUUUUCCCUUGACACAAGAAAAGUGGAAAAGUGUUAAUUUUGCGACCAACAACACCAACAAGAAAAAUCUUCUAAGAAAUCUUCUUCACAUCGACCACCACGAAAGACCAAGUUGUGAGCAAAUUCUCAAAGUUCUAACUUCUGGCAAAUCUACCGAAGAAAUCAAAGCAGUGAUUCAGCAAAGUAGAAGGGUGACGAACCAAGAACGCAAAUUUUUUGAAGGAGCCUUGAAAUCGAUAAGUCCUGAAAAAGUCGCAGCCACUACUCUUUUUCUGAAAAAGGCAAAACAGAUAUUUAAGUUACACGGAGGCCAAAAGAUUCCAAUGCCAAUCUUCAUGCCAUCAUUCCCCAAGCAUUCUAACAAUCUGACGACUUUGCUGAACACUAGUGGCAAUUCCAUUUCUCUCUCAAACACAUCUAGAAUUUCAUUUUCUUACUACGUGGCCAAUAAGAGAAUCCAGAAAAUCCGAAGAUACUCCACAGAGAAAGUUUUCGAAGAAGGUUACUAUUCUCCCACAGAAGUCCAAGAGUGUCUCUUUCAAGUUGUUAGCAACCAAGUCGAAGAUUUUGUAGCUGAUGCCGAAAUGCUUCACGUCACACAGAAAGUUUUAGAAGAAGCAUUUCCAAACGAAAGAAGAAAAAUCAUUAUUAUCAACCACGGUCUUAUCUUUAAAGAAAUUUUAAAAUGGUGUGGACUUUCAAAAAAGGAUUCUUCAACAUUAACCAACCUUUUGAUUAAUUCAACUGUAAUUUCUGCACAGACCUUCUCUUCGUUGCAAUUAGAUGAAAAAAUAAACUCGUUUCUUUGCAAAAUAAUGCAACAUUAUGACGUUGGAAGUUGCGAGAAAUAUUUGUCUACAUUUUUUAAUAAAUCUGAUUUAAUUCAGACGGCAUUCAAGCAGCUGAGAGUGAUCAUGGAAAAUGCGAAAAAAUUCGGAAUGAAUUGGACAAUAUAUUUGGCACCGCUUUUAGUAAAUCAAAGAAGUUCUUCGGGUUUUAUGUUUCGUGCUGUAUGCGGAACUCAGGUGGUGGCAAAUGGUGGCAGAUUUGACUCUCUGAUUAAACAGUGUGAACUGAAAAAAAAGAGAAAGCCGAUGAAUAUUUCAGCUGUUGAUGUUUCCUUUAAUGUCGAAGCGAUUGUUAAAUCACUAAUGUCACAGGACGAGAACCCAAGGAUUAUUCAUUUGUUUAGUGGCACUAUAUUUGCAAUGGAUGUCAUUAUAACGAAGCGUUAAGUGUGAGAUCGUUAAAGAAUAUUGUUUCAGUUGACUCAGCUCAAGUCAUUAUUCAAUUUCUACAAAAAGAUAUUUGCCUUAUGCAGUAGGUGAAGAUAGCAGUUUUUUCCACCAAAAUCUUGGUUUCAAGGUCACAGCAGUGGCCCGCUUUUAGGUGGUAAAUUUGAACUAGUGGCAUCAAAUUAUCCUAUUUUGUUACAAAUAUUUCGAACUUUUUUAGACAGCUGAGGAGAAUUUUUCGAAAUCUUAUAAAACAUGUUUAUUCAAAAUCGGUUAAUUUAGUAUUGUUAAGAAAGCAAACAUUAAAUCCAAUCUUAUUAGUA
This is a messenger RNA of Zophobas morio, 2554 nucleotides long. Its product is annotated as eIF-2-alpha kinase GCN2-like. The transcript has 10 exons. The record is from RefSeq and is a predicted model, not a curated record. Bases 69 to 2231 code for a protein of 720 amino acids. Gene Ontology annotation, biological process: negative regulation of cytoplasmic translational initiation in response to stress; regulation of translational initiation by eIF2 alpha phosphorylation. Gene Ontology annotation, molecular function: ATP binding; eukaryotic translation initiation factor 2alpha kinase activity. Gene Ontology annotation, cellular component: cytosol; nucleus; cytoplasm. NCBI's taxonomy places the organism in Eukaryota, Metazoa, Arthropoda, Insecta, Coleoptera, Tenebrionidae.